CGGAUUUAGCUUUAUGGCUUCUUGUGGUUCUCAUAAAGUUGAAUUUGAAUCAGAGUUACUGUUGGGUGUAUUUACAAAAUCAUGGCGGAUUGGAUAUUUCAUUUUCUAGGGGCAUUACUGUGUGUGACAGGUGCACUGUGUCAAACUACUAUUGAUGUAGAAGGCCCAACCGGACCAGUAUUGGAAGGCGAAACAGUUACAUUUACAUGUACUAUAAGCCCAGCUCUCCCGAAGUUCCAACCACCACAUGUCAUCAAAUAUGUCGAUUCCGUAUCAGAACCCUAUUUUAAAACAAUAAGUGGAGAUGCUGGACAGAAAGUAAAUUCUCCGUUCGAAGAGACUGGUAGAUAUAGUAUUCAAUUCGAGGAGGUCGAAGGCAAAGGAGACGUCGGCACUAUCACAAUUACAAACGUAAAAGCGGAGGAUGGAGGAGGUAGUAUUGGUUGCUCCGUUCCCUCCUUACCCAAUGAACCAUUCAGUGUGACAGCUUUGGAGGUGCUUGGUGGGCCAAAACAAGUUUAUUUCAGCAACAUGACGGAUGGCUCUGUCCUGCACGUGAAAGAAAACGAUAGGGUCAAUCUUGAGUGCCAUUCAAACGGUUCUAACCCCGCCCCUGAGUUGAAGGUCUACCUUAUGGGUAGAAAUAACAAUAAUGUUAAUCUCACAGAAACCUGGGCAAGAUCAUCGACUUAUCCCGUUCCUAUAGAUAAUAAUGAUGGACUGGUGAAGAUCAUGCAUCAUGUAUGGCUGCACAACCUUGAGAAGAUAGAAUAUUUACACAACAAAAAGAACUUGAGAUGUGAAGCGACUGUGCCUGGUCUUCCUACGAAAUCAUCACAGAUCACAAUUGAUGUUUUAUUUGCUCCCAAGUUUAACUGUAGCAGAGUACAAUACCCAGAGCCUGGCAAUAGAGAAGCGAGGAUAUCAUGCGACGUGGCUGCCAAUCCAGAUCUGAUCAAUGAUGAGACGAUUGUUCAGUGGCAAUGGACGGAGAACGAGAACAUGCAGACACUGAACCCAAAGAUCAACCAGAUGAAUGGAGAGUAUAGGGCACAGAUGAUGAGAUCAAGUGCAGAUGACAAUAUUGUGAAGGUUGAGUUGGAGAUCACUCCGUUGGAUAGCAGCCACUACAGACAAUAUAACAUUUAUAUAAGCACCAGUGACACACAGGCCACAUAUAACAUAACACUGGCACAAGGGUCCACCAAUACAGCACCAAGCAGACGAUGCAGUAGAACAUACAUAGACUUUAUAAUAACGUCAUUAGUGCUAACAUUGGUCGCCAGUCAUCUUAAUUAA
Messenger RNA from Owenia fusiformis, 1299 nucleotides. NCBI's taxonomy places the organism in Eukaryota, Metazoa, Annelida, Polychaeta, Sabellida, Oweniidae. The record is from the annotation of a GenBank genome assembly.